Haplochromis burtoni (Burton's mouthbrooder) is the source of this 13481-nucleotide messenger RNA. RefSeq names its product glutamate receptor interacting protein 2b (gene grip2b). The coding region runs from base 2331 to 5777 and encodes 1148 amino acids. Gene Ontology annotation, molecular function: protein binding. The transcript is spliced from 25 exons. The record is from RefSeq and is a predicted model, not a curated record. Gene Ontology annotation, biological process: neurotransmitter receptor transport, endosome to postsynaptic membrane. NCBI's taxonomy places the organism in Eukaryota, Metazoa, Chordata, Actinopteri, Cichliformes, Cichlidae.
ACUCAGAGGUGUGGACCCAUAUAGACACUCUCCAGUGUUAAUUUAACACUGGAGUUUUUGCUGUGUAUGAAAAGAUGAAAGGAUUCCUUCCUAAGACGGAAACUUGUAAAACUUUUCUUUGUGACAGUUUUUAGACAAGUGUGACUGUGCCUCCAUCUAUGAGAGUCAGAAGCCUGUCGACUAUAGUUUUAUUUAUGCGCUUUCAUUUGACUUGCUUAAUAUUUGCUGGUUUAAUCAAUGUCCUGUUUGGCAGCAUUGUGGUGGAACAGUAGAUUUUUGUUAUUUACCUGCUUGGAGGAUUUUCCUUUUUUCUAGAGUUCUGCUUAACUGCAUUUAAUAAAUGUGCGUUAUUGUGAGCUCAAUGACAGAAUUGUACACAGAAAUUACAACAGAGCUAUACAGUACUUACUGAUUGUCCAGGUUCACCGCUGUAAACACUUGUGGACUCAAGACUUUUUAAGUCUUGAGUAAAAAAAUUUAAAAAGAGACACAGUAGGUCUAGUGUGUGUGAGGACUUAUUGUCUUAUUGCAUUCUGCUAAAUGUACAGUAUGUCUUAGAAUAUAAAGGUUUCAGCCCUUUGUGACACCAAAGUGAAAAAACAGCUGAUGUCACAUUCUGACUGUAGACAAACAGUACCAAGUUUUAAGUGUAUGUCUAAUCUAUUCAGCUGACUUUGUUUCUUUGUUCUCAAAUCCCAGACUUUUCCAAGCUGCUAACAUUUUUUGGUGGCACAGUGUCUCAUUUCGCAUAUUAAUACACUUCUCUGUGGUUUGCUCGCAGAAACAGCAGAUUGGUGUAAACUAGAUGCACAAACUGUUUGUCAGCCCAUGUUUUAACUGUCACUUUGUGUGUCAAAGCUAGAUCAACUUGUGCCUCACAGAAAGACUGGCUCAGAGAUUGAACGCAGCUGUGCGAGUUGUUGCAGGUUCUGUUGUUUGCUCUGCAGGUGUGAGUCUAAAACCAUAAAAUAUACAUGUAUGCUAUUUUUUCUGUUUAUACAUAAGGAGAUACAGUGCACAUUAGAUGAAUACCACCCAAACUGUAAUCUCCUUAUUGCAAGUUAUCUUGAAAACUCCACUGCUGUGUGAAAUAUAAGUAUUUGGGACAAUACACUAUAUGUUUUAAAACAUAUGGACACAGAGGGUAAGAUAAAUUGCUGAUUCUCACAUUCAGGAUAGUGAGGAAGUGUUCAAAUGUCUGCAGGUCUCUAAACCUGUUACACCCUCAAGAUUAUGUAAAAGAGGUGUUGCAGCUUCUAUACACGGGAUAUAAAGGUGGAUAAAAUAUCUUCACAAUGAAGCUACAAAUUUACAAUCAAGCAUUUAUUUUUUCAUUCACUGAAUAUUGUUCUAAUUCAGAUUUGUAACUCGAUUUCGAAAAUAUAUUCAUCCCCAUCUUAACAACCUGUUCACAAUACUCAAAUUUGCACUUUCAGGUGUGAUUUUGACAGCAACUGUACACAAAACUUGUCUGCGGUCCUGCUGUACUGUUUCCACGCAGGAUGUUGUUCUGCUCUAAGUGAAAAGCUGAACAGGAUGAUAUAGAAGGACACAUAGGGCAGAUUUGUGUAUGGAGGGACAGAGUGUUCCUCGGUUUCAUUUCACUUCAGGCGACACUGGCCAACUUGUGAUCACCGACGACAGGGGAGCCGAGAAAUAAGUCAUGAUGUGGUGGGUUCCAGUGGCAGAAGCUUUCAUCUUUUGGCCGCACUUUUCAUGGCACCUCUCUCUUGCACACACACACACACACACACACACACAGAGAGAGAGAGAGAGCGAGAGAGAAACUCGCUAUACAUGCAAGUCCACUAGACACACACUUUGGGUGGAAAAAAUAAGAAGAAGAAGAAGAAGAAGAAAAAAAACUAGGACAUCAAAAGUCCCGAAGGCUUUGAGCUACGAUUUUUUUGCAUAAUCAGGAAAGAAACUGAAAGAGGGAGAGAAGAAGAUAGAGAGAAUGCUGUAAUUAAAUUAGUGCAUAAAGAAAACGAGGAGGAGAACAUGGGAAAAUACGGAUGAGCUCUAUCAGAACAGAACCAGGGUAGAAGCACCAGAGUGAGAACACUCCUGAUUAAAGUCGAUUAUUGAUAGGGCUUCUUAAUUUCCCCGCUCUCUUCUGCGGAGUAUUUAAAAACACGCGCACUGCCUACAGUUCAGCUGGUGUCAACAGGGAGGGGGGUCCCUUUGAGAUAGAGGGGGAGGAUAAGAAAAAGAGAGCGAGCAGGAGGGAGUGCAUGCAGACUGAAGUUCUGCCUCCCUCUUCCUCUUCCUCCUCUGCUCUUCCAUGAGGAGAGAAUUACCCAUCCAGUCUGGAACCGGUGUGGGGAAAAAUGCUUUUUCUUCAGGCUAUAUUGAAGAGAAGGCUGCUGCAAAAAGAUGAUGGACCAUAUGGGAAAACUAAGGAUAUCUCUGGACCAGAGCAUACCAUGGCCUCAAGAAGACACAGCAUACCUGAAGCUCUGCGGGGGGUGACUAUGGUGGAGCUGGUGAAGAAAGAAGGCAGCACACUGGGCCUCACCAUCUCAGGAGGAACUGAUAAGGAUGGAAAACCACGUGUAUCAAACUUACGACCUGGAGGACUGGCAGCCAGGAGUGACCAGUUAAAUGUUGGGGACUACAUCAAAUCCGUGAAUGGGAUCAAUCUGACCAAACUGCGGCACGAAGAGAUAAUCAGCUUAUUGAAAAAUGUAGGAGAGAGGGUUCUGCUGGAGGUGGAGUAUGAACUGCCCCCCACAGCACCAGACAGCACCUCAGGGGUUAUAUCAAAGACAAUUGACAUCUGUUUGCACAAAGAAGGGAACAGUUUUGGAUUCGUCAUGAGAGGCGGUACCCAUGAGGACUGGCACAAAUCACGCCCUUUAGUGGUCACCUAUGUCAGGCCAGGAGGCCCAGCAGACAGAGAAGGUACCCUGCGCCCUGGCGAUCGUCUCCUCAGUGUGGAUGGUGUGCCACUACACAACGCAAACCACAGUGAUGCUCUCAGUGUGUUGGCCCAAUGUGGCCAGGAAGCCCUGUUCCAAAUUGAGUACGAUGUAACUAUCAUCGACUCACUGGCAAAUGCAUCUGGUCCACUGUUAGUGGAAAUAGCCAAAUCUCCAGGAGCAACACUAGGCAUCACGCUGACUUCAGCCAAUCAUCAAAACAAACAGGUCAUUGUCAUCGACCGGGUUAAACCUGGCAGCGUGGUGGACAGAUGUGGAGCACUGCAUGCUGGGGAUCACCUGCUGUCUAUUGAUGGGACAUCAACAGAGCACUGUACGGUUCUGGAGGCAACACAAUUAAUAGCAAGCACAACAGAACUGGUUAAAUUAGAAAUUCUUCCCUCGCAUCAAACGAGGUUAACUGGAAAACAGCAUGACACGGUCAAGGUUCAGAAGUCGGACCAUCCCCACUCCUGGGACCCUUGUGUUAAUUACUGUCCCCCUCCAAACUCCACUCUCUGCAACACAAGUUCGACCCUCAAUAAAUCGUGGACAGCCUCUAACAACAACACAAUCAACAACCUUGACUACUGCAAGUCUCUUGUAUCAGCCAGUUUCUCUCCUGCCUCUACAACCACUUCUGGCCCCAGCAGCCAGAGCUCGAGCACGUUACCCAGGCCCACUGUUCCCAUGAGUCCCCGUAAUUCACUGCUUAAACGGCGGCAGAGAAAGAAAGAGCAUAAGAGCUCCUUGUCCCUGGCCUCCAGUUCGGUGGGUCCAGGUGGUCAGGUGGUUCAUGUAGAGACCAGUGAGGUUGUCUUAACAGGUGACCCACUGAACGGCUUUGGUGUACAACUACAGGGAGGAAUAUUUGCCACCGAAACGCUGUCAGCACCACCACUUAUUCGAUUCAUAGAGCCUGACAGCUCUGCAGAGAGGUGUGGCCUGCUGCAGGUAGGAGACCGUCUUCUGUCGAUCAAUGGAAUCCCCACAGAAGACGGAACACUCGAGGAAGCCAAUCAGCUCCUCCGAGAUGCUGCAUUGACCAAUAAGGUCACACUGGAAAUAGAGUUUGAUGUAGCAGAAUCAGUGGUGCCAAGCAGUGGUACUUUCCACGUCAAACUGCCGAAGAAAAGAGGAGUGGAACUGGGGCUCACCAUCAGUGCCAGUAAGAAGCCAGGGGAGCCUCUUAUCAUUUCUGACAUCAAGAAGGGGAGCAUGGCUCACAGAACAGGAACACUGGAGCCUGGAGAUAAGCUGCUGGCUAUUGACAACAUCAGACUUGAAAACUGUUCCAAAGAUGACGCGGAGCAGAUCCUCCAGCAGUGUGAGGAACUCGUCAAAUUAAAAAUACGUAAAGAUGAAGACAACUCAGAUGAGCAGGAGACAUCAGGCAGCAUCAUAUACACAGUGGAACUGAAGCGGUACGGAGGCCCUCUGGGUAUCACCAUCUCUGGCACUGAGGAGCCUUUUGACCCCAUCACUAUAUCAGGCCUAACUAAGAGAGGCCUUGCAGAAAGGACAGGGGCUAUACAUGUAGGUGAUCGGAUCUUGGCUAUCAACAGUGUCAGCCUGAAAGGGAAGCCGCUGAGCGAAGCCAUCCACUUGCUGCAGAUGGCUGGAGAGACGGUCACUCUCAAAAUAAAAAAACAGCUUGACAACAUAGAAGACAGGAAGACAGCAGAUGUAGAGGACACAACAGAAAACGAGAUCAGUGACCCUGAGGAGGACGAUUUGACAGACAGCCAACAAACCAACAAGCUAUCAGAGCUCUACUCCACAACAAUACCCAGCGUUGACUCUGCUAUGGAGUCAUGGGAUGGCUCAGGGCUGGAUGCAGGCUAUGGGAGCCAGGGUACAUACACCCAUCAAGCAGCUGGUAUCGCUCUACACCCGCAUGAGUGGCGUAGUGCCAAGCAGCAACGAAGUACCACGCCUCCUCCUGGACGUCGGAAGAACUACCCGUUUAGUGACGGAGGCUUCAGUGAGGAUGACUGGGACAAACCACCAGGAUUUAUUGGCCAGCAACCGGAUGGCAUUCUAUUGGAUCCAGAAGACAGUUUCUGGUGUCAAGCUCUGGAGGACCUGGAGACCUGUGGCCAGUCAGAACUACUAAGAGAAAUAGAGGCAUCCAUCAUGACAGGCACAGCCAUCAGUCUUGGUGUAGAUGGUGUCAACAAGCCUCCAUCUGAGCCCAUACUGACCCACAGCAGGAUGAGCCCAUUGCGGCGAAAUUCUCUCCUGCAUCAAGGCAACUUGCACCACCAAGGAACACACCUCCAUCAGGGUGCCCAUCUUCACGAGGAAGCCCACCUUCAUGAAGAGGCUCAACUUCACCAAGACCCCCAUCUACACGAGGAGGCCCAUUUCAACCAGGAAUUGCACCUACAACAAGGGGUUCACAUUCACCAAGAUAUCCAAUCCCCUCUCCUGCACCACGAGCCCAAGUCAAAGGCCUCACUGAGAGUAUCAGAGAGGACAUGGGAGUCCCGUCGGAUCAAAGAAGAGAUGCAGGGUAUUCUGUCACCAACACCACUAGAGCUUCACAAAGUAACAGUGAUAAAGGACCCAGAGAGUGAUGACUUUGGCUUUAGCGUGUCAGAUGGUUUCUUGGAAAAAGGUGUUUAUGUCAACAUGAUCAGACCUGAUGGCCCUGCUGACAGAGCCGGGCUUAGACCCUAUGACAGGAUCCUGCAGGUGAACCAUGUAAGGACGAGAGACUUUGACUGUUGUCUGGCCGUACCUCUCAUCACAGAAGCAGGAGACAGACUUGAACUGGUCAUCAGCCGCAACCCACUUGCCAAUGAUGACCCAGAGGACAAUAACAACACUUUAGACCACGCACUUGACCUGUAACACAAAUACAUACACGUGCACAAAACAUACAGAAGACAUAUUGUAACUGGUGAUGAAGCAUAAACUUAUACAUAGUGGAACUGGCCCAAAAACGCAGACACACACUCACUCACACACACACUCCACCGGCUUGCAGUAUAUCUGUUUAAAUACAGAGACUCCUACUGGAACACACAUCCUAACACGUGCAUGCUCACAUAGUCUCCCCAUCCCAUUUACACUGGGUUGAACUGCUUUUACACAGUACGGUCUGUAUGAAAGCAUCACCACAAUACAGAAAAACACACCAAAAGCUCUCCCGAUAACUGGCUGGACUCACAGUGUUGUUUCGAUUUCAACAAUGACUUACUCGGCACUUUAAAUAGCCAUUUUUACUCAUUUUAACCUGCAAUACGGGUAAGAUUAUUUCAGUUUUUAUUGCAAGGCCAUAUGCUCCCAUGAACCUACAGUACUUGCACCUGAGAGAUCUGCCUUAUACAAUAUUGUAAAUGAUUUUACCGGAGAAAAAUUCUCAGUUUCGGGUUUCCAUUUGUUUCACAGAAGGUUACUAACAGAAAACGGAACAAACAGUUCAUAAUGGGAGUGUGUCUAUAAUAAAUGUAGCCAUUUUAGAAUUUCAUAAUGCUGCUAGGAUUCUGCUCAAACACUGCUGCUCACUUGACAUUACCAAGAAAAAAACAAAAUUCUGGAGUGGUCAAGUAUAGCUCUUUUUUUUCAAGGCAGACUUCUCUAUUGGAUCUUGCUGCACAUUAUAAUGUCACUUUGGUGACAUCACAACGCUGAUUUAUGAAGAUGUCAUCAGUGAUGCCAUCACAACUGCCAAACUGUUAUUUUGUUUCAUGCUAUCAUAAAAUGAAAGUGAAAGGAGGGAAGGGCGUAAUUUCUGCUCCCAUUGAAAAAUGGUGUCUUAAGUGGAAUUGACCAAUUACGGCUUUUGCUACACCAUAAAUGAGCAUGAGUGGCUGUGCCCCAGAACAAACUGUACUGCCAAACGAAGAACACCUGCAUUUGAAAUGUGCCAAAUGUUAUGACAUUAUCCACUAUAUCAAUAGUUGUCUGAGAUCACUGGGUUCACCUCAUCAUAUUUCAUUGCAAGACUACAAUGUCAAGCAACAGUAGCAUUUCAAAUUCAUUUCAAAUCGCAAAAUUAUUAGAUUUGAGGCUCAGUUUGAUUUAAUGUAACAUCUGUUUGUCUUUAUUGGCAUAUUUGUGUAAGGAUGUGUGCCGCAGAAUAAAUUAACUAGCAGCUAGUUUAAUUUUAAGAUGUUAAGUCUGAUUUAUAUAAUCCAACAACAAAAGGAUCAUUUCACUUACCAGCGACCUCAAAACUAAUAUAUACUGUGAGCCACUGGGACCAUUCUUGGAGAAGAAUGCCUAAGCAGUGAAUAAAGCUGUUCCCAAUAGCAGGCAGUGUCAACACAAUGACAAGUGUGAUUUAGGAGGAUCUAUAGGAAUUAAAAUACGCAUAAUUUUCCAUUGGAGUAUCACUUAUAAGUAUGAAUCAUCGUGUUUUCAUUUGUCCAGCAUGAGAUCAGCAUUUAUGGUUGUGGGCCUUCUGCAGUAAUGCCCGAGUGUCAUGCCGCCAUAUUUUACAGAAGAGAGAAGACACAGUUGUUCCCGAUAUGUUCCAGAACUGGAAUAUUACCAAACUGGAAUAUUUGAUAAUAUUCUAUUUUUUGUUUUCUUUUUUAUUAUAUAAUCUGUAUUUCUUCUACACAUCUAAUAAGGAAGUGGUAUACAGUUGCUUGUUGCUUGCUUGUGAUCACCACUAAACCCUAUGUGGUCCUUGAGGAAGAUUCAAUUAUUGAAGAGUCUCAUUGUCAUGGAUCAUUUAUGCUGUUGUAUUAAGGCAGUGGGAACAACAAGCAACAAGUCAUAAAGAAGUAACAUUCUCUUUGUUGUGGCUUUUAAUUUAACAGCCUUUUGAACUAUUCAAAUAAUAGCUAUAGAGCACUACUGCUGUUUGGAUUUAUUGGUAACACUCACCCUUUUGCACAAAGAUUAUGAACAAAGUCAAUAGCAUCAUCUGCUAUCAGACCUACUACACUAGGUUGCUGGUGAAGCCAGACUAUGGACAAGUUUCCGACACACACAUUCUUACACAAAAGGCUCUGAUAACAAAGGAAAUGAAACCGUACAGUGUGUGUUAUGCAUUUAUUAUCAAGCCAUUUUGUUGUGUCUUUCAUGAAUGUCUGUUUAUGAUGUGUAAUUUAUAUGUGAGUGUAUCAGCAGGUUCUAUUCCAAGGUGCAAUUGGAAAUUUCCAGAGUUCGGCCUGAGUUAAACUGAGCCACUAUCCUUUAAUGGUCAGCACCCUUUGAAGCACUGUGAGCAUUCCUGACUACUUGUGUGUGCUCAUUUGCAAUUUCACCAUGGAUCCAAGAUUGAACUAAGAACAAACAUUAGUUUGAACAGAGUGUGUGCCAAAUGUUAUGUCAAGGAUUGAGAGCUGGUUUUCCCACUAUUAACCUUCACCACAACAUUAAGUGUUGUGGUUUCCUUGACUGACAGCUCAUUAGUGCAAGAUUCUAAUCAGUUCACAUAAUGCUGACUAUUGGGAAAAUAGUAAACCUUUCUCUUCUUCCUAAAGCCUCCCCUGCUAACUUUUGAUUAGCAACCUUGUCACAUCUUACAGAUCCCUUCUUGAACUAAACCUGAUCUUAGUUGUGCGAUAGUUUUAAAGCCCUAAGUAUAUUUCUACUUCUACUGCUAAGGGAAGGUUAAUUUCUAAUUCAAGAGACAGCCAACUAGAACCUUACACCUGCAAUGUGGUUAGACACACAAUCUGUAUUUUUACACCACUGACACCUCAUUAAUGAAUGAGACUACAGUGUCCAAGGCCAAAGGCAGUACAUCAGGUCAGAAGCACAACAAGUAGCAUUUUUUUUAGUUUGGAGUGGUGCACCAUUAAUAUUUAACAGAGCUAGUCCUAGCUGUAGCAUCAUCUUGUACAGCUGCAAUUUAUUUAUUAAUUUGAUUUAUUCUUCUUUGUGUCAACAUAAGCUGUGACUCAUCAGCCAUCAUACUAACCUGUUUUGGGUUUGACUUUCCCAAAAACUAAAUUUCAGGGUGCUUGAUUUUAUAAUCAAGGGCACUGUGCAUCCGACUAACAAUAGUCAUAAUGCUCAAAGUAGCUGGAGCACUGAAAUACCCUUCACACAGAAACUUUAGAACUUACAAGUCUUCAAGUUUCAAGUUUUGCAACCCCAGACAUUCCAUUUCCUUCAGACCCCUAAUUUCUCAUGAUUUUUUCUUAUUCCUGCCAAAAAUGUGUUUGCUCCAAUUGUCUUUGGAUUAACUGAAAUUGGGCUGGCUCUUGUUCCCUCCUACUGAUCUUGGCAGUUUAUGAAUGUGCUGUGCAAAAGUAGGUGCUUAAAUUCUACAAAGUAGCAGUUAACUUAAAUAAAUUGCAGUAAACAGAAUAAAACUAAAAUCAAUCUCUGGUUUUGCUACCAUUUUCCACCAAAACAGCACCAAUCUUUUACACUUUAAGCUAACUGGCAUCAUCCAAAUAUUUCUAAGAACUUACCACAGUUCACUUCUUUGUCUUCUUUAAUCCUAUUGAUAGACAUGAUGAAGCCAUACAAUUUCAAAGAAACUGCUCAUCUAUGUAUGGGUUGCUCUUAGUUAACAUUUAAAUACUUUACUGCAGUAUUUUAUAAAUGCGCAAGUUGCAAGAUAAAGGUUUUGUCCUUUUUGAGGAAAAAAACAAAUCUAAACAUCCUUUGCACACUUGUGUGUGUACACAUAUUAGCAUGAAUUAUGGUGAACAAAACUAUAUGGAGUAUAUGAUGGAUACAUCAUCAGUAUAAGGAUAUUAUUAUAAGUGAGUAAUAGAACAGCAUUUUUUUUCGACAAGACUGACAAAAAAAACUAAACUUUGAGAGAGUCACAACCCCUGUUCCUACCAUUUUCUUAUGUUGUUAUGUAACAGAAUUCAGCGGCACCCUAUAAGAAUUUCCAUGUCUGUAUGGGUGUGAAUAACAAAACAUAUACAGAAGACUUCUAUUUGUCAACGUUUCUCUGUCUAAUACAUGUAUGUGCAAAAAAUGUCCACUACUUCUGGGCAUACACUGUUUCAGAGGUGUGUGUGUGUUUGUGUGUAUGUGUCUGUGUGUGUGUGUAAACUAAUUUGUGUACAUUUCAUUGUACAGUAGUGAGGUUUUAAAGGAUUGUGGGCCUUUAUAUUUUUAUUUCCAAAAACCGGAAAAGGCUUAAAAUAGUGUAAACUCAACACACAUACAAAAAAGGGACAUUUACUUCUCUCCAAGCACUUACUGCUGAAUAUAAAGCACACUGUUGAAUACCAUGCACUGUAAGUAUUUUCAUGUACAAUGGAACAAACUUUUGUAAAGCAACAAAAAAUGAAAAUGCUGAGAAAAGCCUUCUGAAUAGUUUUUUUGUUUGUUUGUUUUUUUCUUUUAUGUAUGUAUGUGGCCAUGUAUACUCCCUAUGCAUUUUUGGGUCAAAUGUCAGUUUAAAGCCCAAUCCAGAACCGUAACAACUGUUCCGCACGGAUAUGUUUAUAAUACAAAAAAUGUUAUUUAAUUCCCUGUGCUUUUUCGAUUUUGGGGAAAAUAAAAAUGUUCAUGUGAAGAUUUAAUGGUAAUGUACCACAUUUUAUUAGACUAGCUUGUUGGCAUUACUCCCCUGAACCCAUUAAGCGAUUUCAGUACAUUAGAUAAGUUAUUACAUAAUCCACCAUAUAUUACAUCAUCAGCUAAAGUAAAGCCCUUUCACAAGCCCACGCCUGCUCAGUCACUCACAAAUAUACCAUGUAAACAUGGUUAAUCUUGUCGUACAGCUUAAGUAAAGGGUGAUUCACCUUCUGACCAGAGGAUGCUAGUUCAUGGCUAUUGAGCAGUAAGGAAAGCCAAACUAGGUAAAUGUUACUGGGUAAUUACUUUAUGCUUCUAUAACAAGUUCCUGUAGGGGAGAGAGCACAUGUUGCGUUUUCUACCGCACGAGUUGUCAAUGUGCAACGUAAGCCAGUCAUGUACUCAUGAUUUUGGUUGGGAGACUACAGUCAAAUAUUUGUGUUACAUUACACCUUUCUAUUAGCUGUGUCUGUGGCCAGGACAAUCUUUUGGCUCUUUAUUUUUAUUUUUGGUGUGCAUUUUGUUUUGUUUUUUAACAUGCAGUGUCUAAAUUGGAGAGCCUCAGCUGCAGCAAACUGUGGGUAGCAAAACAUUCAAUGGCUACAAGGAAACUACAUUAUCUUGUCACCUCUUGUCAACUCAACAAAUCAGAAAAUUACCAGUAACAGAUAAAUAAUGUUAGCUGAACACUAGCAAGUUGUUACAGCUAGCAAACUAUAGCACCUACCAAUCUGACCAUUAGUUAUACAUAAAUAACAAAUACAAUUGUGACAGCAAAACUACCCAAACCAGUGUAUUAGCUAUUUAUAGCCAUUUUAUUCACAACUUGCCACAAUAAGUGAGCCGCAACAAAUCUACUUAAACUAACCAGCUAUAAGUAGGCUUGUUGCUGAGAACUAUACAAUGAGUCAAUAAGAUGUCUUGUUAGCUUACUGGCCUGUUUAAUGACAGUUGUUGAUGAGCUAACUUAAAUUUCUUCUCCGAUAUCUAGCCAGUUAACCUAUUUAGCUCAAUGAUAAACACAAACAUUGACUUCUUCGUUGCAGUCAGCGUAAUUAUGACUUGAAACUGAGAAAAUGAUGUCAUGCUGCACAUUUCAAAAGUAAGAAAUGUCAGUGUCUCCAGUCUUUGUUCCUAUUUUUUUUUUAUUAAUGUGUUUAUUUUUUUAAUUAUGUUUCAUGCUUUAUUUUUUAAAGAUAUUUUGAUUUGUUCUUUUGCCUAAUAUGUGUUUGGAUGUCAAAGUUGCUACGGUUCUGGACUGGGCUAUUAAUAAUGUACGCAUUGAUAUUGUGUAUUUUUUUUUCUAUUCUAUGUAAUAUAGUAUUUUUCUAUGACAGUAUGCUCUUCCAAAACAUAGGAAGAAAAUACAAAAUGAAAAAUAAAACGUAUAACUUUGUUGUUGUCAUUUUGAUUUGUUUGUUUGUUUGUUUGUUUGUUUGUUUGUUUCAUUUUCUAAGAAACAAAGAGUGUACUGCUAUACUUCUCUUUUUGAGAAAAGAAAAGAUUGCAAAGAAAAAAAAUAAAAUGUCUAAUUUUAUGUUGGAUGUGUGGAUUGUGUUUAUUUUGGUAAAUCUUUGUGACCAAUGGAAAACAAUGGACAUUCAUAAGAGAUUAUCUUUGGUCAGGAUAAGCUCCUUAAAUCAAACCUUUAUAUCCAAAAAUUUUCUAUCCAGGGAAUUUGAACAAGACCUCAUUUUACAACUAAAGAGAUCAGGUUUAAUUUUGGUUCUUCACCCCAAAGCAAACUUGCAGUGGAGGUAAUGCUUCCUAGAGAAGCACAAAAUGGAGCAGAGUAAUCACAUUUCUACCACCUACACUGGGGGUGCUCAGGCUGGGGACUCAGUCGUCCUACUGGGAGACAGAAAUUUGAAAUAAAUUUGCAAGCAUUUCAAGCAUAAGUGUUUCACUUCACAUCUUUAUGGGGGUAUUGUGUGUAGAAUCUUGAGAUGAAAAAUUAAUUUAAUCCACAAUGUAAUAAGGCUGUAACAUGACAAAAUGUGAAAUAAGUAAACGUCCCCCAAUGUGAAACUGGACGGCCUUUCAUGAUACUCUAUGUUUUACUGUUUUUCUGAGCACAUAAUCCUGUGUUAUUAGAUCCCUUAUCUAAGAGAUUGAAUUAAUGGUUAUACUGCCCAACAUAAUGGACUUGAUCCUGGAGGUAGACCACCCUAUACGAUUUAUAUGCCUUCAUCAGUUCGAUUACAGGUAAUUCAUUGGGCUCACACUACUAAGUUCACUUGUUAUCCCAGGUGUAACCACACACUUACUUUCCUCUGGACAUUUUUUUAGUGGACAGGCCUAGUCAGGGAUGUGUAACAACAUGUGUCUGUCCCUACUCUGUUUGUGCUUAAAACACAGACUUUCCGUUGUCUAUCAGCUCAUUUACAUAGAUCCUUAGCUGGACAUCCAUGGUCCCAAAUUGUAUUGGAUUUUUAUCACCUAUCUGUAACCAUGAACAGGUAACACAACCAUCCCAACUUUAAUCAAUUGUUUUUCCAGGGCUUUUCAUUUUAUAGCCCUUCCCAAGCUGCCUUCAGCCUUAUGCUCAGUCUCCAUGGCAUUCCACUGGACGUUGUCUGACCAGGGUACACAAUUCACCUCAAUUCACCUCCAGCUUCUGCUUCUCUUCUAUCUCCAGACUUAAACAAAAACUGAAAGGACCAAUUAGGAGUUGGAGGCAACCCACAAUAUACUGUUUCAUCUAAUUAAACAACCUGGAGCUCAAAACUGUCUUGGGUGGAAUACACCCAUAAUUCCAUGAUCUUCAUGGCACCUAUCAUUAAUCCUAUGAUUGUACAUCUAAAACGGCCCAGAAACCCGAUGAUUCAAAACUCAUUUGAUGUUUCCCAGCUAGAAAUAUUUUGUUCCAGUCCUGUGGGAGACCCUUCCUGUUUCCUCUCUGUUUUUAACUGUUUUUGAAUCUGUUUUGUCCUGAACUUACGUCACUCUCUUCUGUACAGAUGCUUUUUGCCCUUAGUUUCUAAAAGAGACAUUGAUGAUGAGACAGCUGUGGAGCUUAGUGUUUGAAGAAAUCACCUGCCUGCCCCUGUCACUGACCCCACUCUAGAAUCUCACAGUUUCAACCUGUAAAACUUUUUGAUUUCAAUA